Messenger RNA from Dendronephthya gigantea, 745 nucleotides. Its product is annotated as ATP-dependent DNA helicase RecQ-like. Gene Ontology annotation, molecular function: 3'-5' DNA helicase activity; nucleic acid binding; four-way junction helicase activity. Gene Ontology annotation, cellular component: cytoplasm; chromosome. The record is from RefSeq and is a predicted model, not a curated record. Lineage: Eukaryota; Metazoa; Cnidaria; Anthozoa; Malacalcyonacea; Nephtheidae. The transcript has 2 exons. The coding region runs from base 20 to 745 and encodes 241 amino acids. Gene Ontology annotation, biological process: double-strand break repair via homologous recombination.
UUACCAGCUUUUGCCUUUGAUGCUGUUCGCUAAAAGAGCAUUGGAAGAACGUACAAAUCAGCAACUUUGUACUGAUGAAGUGACCUCUGUGCUGCUUGUGAUAUCUCCAUUGAACGCUUUAAUAAACGAUCAAGUUCGAAAGUUAUGUGCGAUAGGACUUAGAGCAUCGGCGAUAAAUAUUCAGCCACAACAAAAUAUUGACGAUGAAAUCGAUUGUGAUGUAACUGAACUUGAACAAAAAACGAAGCUGAUCAAAGGAUAUUAUAAUUUGUUGUUUGCUCAUCCUGAAGCGCUAAUAUCAAGCAAGUUUGGAAAAGAACUAGUGAACAGCGCUAUAUACCAAAAACAUGUUUGCGCUAUUGUAAUCGAUGAAGCCCACUGCAUUCUUGAAUGGGGAGAUGAUUUCAGACAAGAUUAUGCAAAGCUAAGUGUGUUGUGUGCUGUCUUUCCAAAAGUACCACUUCUGGCUAUGACGGCUACAGCAAAUAAAAGUGACCGAAGGCAGAUUAAGGAAUCACUUGGCCUGCAUAGUUGUUUUGAAUUGAUUGCAAACCCCAACAGAAAAAACAUCUUCUAUGAAAAGACAUUCAGAUAUGGACAAGAUAUUGAUGCAUUUGAGCACAUUUGCAGACCAAUUGCAGUCGAUUUGCUACAUAUGAAAAUCGAUUUCCCGUUGACUAUUAAUAUAUGCCACUUCGAUGGUGUGGGUUUGUAUACCGACUAUUUGAAACCAUACUUGGUAUAA